Engraulis encrasicolus (European anchovy) is the source of this 1712-nucleotide messenger RNA. RefSeq names its product homeobox B1b (gene hoxb1b). Gene Ontology annotation, molecular function: RNA polymerase II cis-regulatory region sequence-specific DNA binding; DNA-binding transcription factor activity, RNA polymerase II-specific. Gene Ontology annotation, biological process: regulation of transcription by RNA polymerase II. The coding region runs from base 71 to 1054 and encodes 327 amino acids. Gene Ontology annotation, cellular component: nucleus. The transcript is spliced from 2 exons. The record is from RefSeq and is a predicted model, not a curated record. NCBI's taxonomy places the organism in Eukaryota, Metazoa, Chordata, Actinopteri, Clupeiformes, Engraulidae.
GCACGCAGGAACAACUAUUAACGCGGACUUGAUCUCUUACCAUCAAUUUCAGCCCUUAACCGGCACAAGGAUGAAUUCCUACCUUGACUAUGCGAUUUACAACCGCGGGACGAACGCCCUGAACUCCAGGGUUGGAUGCCACCCCAUGGAACAGCCGUGUGUGCCCUCUUUAUCGCCAAGCUCAUGCGCCACGGGUGAAAGUUACGGCACAGACGGACGGCUGGUCUUGGGCGCGAGCUCUGCUUCGCCACUACAUCAGCACCAAGGCCCAAACUUUUCGCAUCACCAUCUCCAGCACGCGCCCCACCACGUGAACCUUGAUCUUCAGGUUGUUUCUAAUGGCAACACUGGCUAUGGUGCGCAGGUGUGCCCCAGUGUGGAAUACGGGCACCACCAGUACAUGCUAAGCCAGGAACAGGAGCUGAUUUUCCCCACAUCUGGAUUCUCUGUAACCGGCAUGGGAGCUACUAAUGUCGGCUCUUACGCGCAGGCAUCCCCAGGGUCGAUGCCCAGUGGCCAGUAUCAGACUCCUCGUUGUGGCGAGCAAGAUACGCCGCAGGGAUACGCAGGCAUUUACUCUAAAUAUUCACCCACUCAAAGCAAUGACAGUGACCUGAAUGGCAACUUGGACUCACAAACUCAGUUCGGGAAGACAUUCGACUGGAUGAAGGUGAAGAGAAAUCCACCAAAAACAGGUACAGGUGCAUUUAAAGCCAGUGAUUAUGGCAUUCACGGACAGCAGAACAUCAUCCGCACCAACUUCACCACCAAGCAGCUGACAGAACUGGAGAAGGAGUUCCACUUCAACAAGUACCUGACGAGGGCCCGCAGGGUCGAGGUGGCUGCCUCGCUGGAUCUGAACGAAACGCAAGUGAAAAUCUGGUUUCAGAACCGGAGGAUGAAACAGAAGAAACGAGAGAAGGAGUGCAGGCCCUCUUCUGCAGCGGUUGUGAAACGAGGUUCCCUUAGCAGCGACACCGGAAACACUACGGAUCAUUCACUCACUUCCUCGCCGAGUGGGUCGCCCAGCUCGGACACACCAGUUCUGAGCUGAAUGCUGGACAUUUGAACUCUUGACUUCACUGAAAUUGAACUGACUUGUGUCUUGUAGGACUCUGGCAUGGGGUUCAUAAGUCCAGAGGGGGCAUAAACAGGGGCGUAAGCAGCACAUUUUGGGCCCCAUGUCAUGUACAAUCAGCUCCAAUGGACCCCCCCUCCCCCCAGCCAUAUAUUUUCAUGAAUCGGACUGUAUGUGGGCCCCGUAUAUACACAGAGCCCUGGUGACUCAGUCACACUUUACCCCCCUGAACGACACCCCUGGUCAUAAGUAAAAGUAGUAUUCUUACAGUGUAUCUACCUCAUCAAACACUGUCCAUUAAGUGAUGUAUUGUAAAGGUGCUGGUGCUGCAAUUACAGAGAGAGUACUUCUACUUUAUACACCUCGAAAGUGCACGUUUGUAAGAUCCAUUUUGGUGUCUUACAUUGAAACUAAUAGGAGGCUCCCAUUGAUACAGAGUACAUCUUGCACCUUAUGGUUGCCCAUGGAACUUUGUGCUGCUGUCACUGGGUGGUUAUCUGUCCACUGUUACACUGUCUGUGGAAUGUUGCUACUGGUCGAGAUGUAGGCUAUGCAAUGCUCAGUGAGAAAGUUUGCACUACAUGCUGUUUUCAGGGUUUGCGUGUGUGUGUGUGUGUGUGUGUGUGUGUGUGUG